Messenger RNA from Morchella sextelata, 699 nucleotides. RefSeq lists its product as uncharacterized. Lineage: Eukaryota; Fungi; Ascomycota; Pezizomycetes; Pezizales; Morchellaceae. Bases 1 to 699 code for a protein of 232 amino acids. The record is from RefSeq and is a predicted model, not a curated record. The transcript is spliced from 2 exons.
AUGUCCGAACACAGCACCAAUUCGUUUGCUGAACACUCCCCCCAGAGUGGAGACGAACCCAUGCCCAGCCAAAAUGAAAACGUUCCUCCAUCUACUACUCAUCCUCCGCCCCCCGCUGCUACUACUCCGUCUCCCAUUGCUACUCCUCCGUCUCCCAUGACUACCACAACUCCUCCUAGCCCUAUUACUCUUCCUACCCCUCAAAAGACACCCCGCAAAUCUCGUAAGCGAUUCGCCUCUGGCACCCCGGCCAAGGCCUCCCCAGCCAAACGCACGGCAGCCCCAAAGCCCAAAACUAAAGCGUCGGGUGCAGCACCGGCUUCGAAUUCAGGAGAUGAUUACCGUCUUGUUCAGCUCAAAGAGGAGGGAAGACCUUGGCAAGAGAUCUCUGAAAUCUUUGAGAUGGAGGGGAGAGGAAAAGUGGCUAAAGGGUCAUUGGCGAAACGCUAUUCGCGACUAACAGCAAAGUUGGCUGCGUGGGAGGAGAAUGAAGUUGAUUUCUUGAUGCAGGCGAUGGCAGAAGUGGAUGAGAAUAGGUGGGAAAGGGUAAGUGCCAAGAUAGCAGAGCUGGCAGGAGGAGGUGCUGUAAAGAAAUUUACAGCAGCGAUGUGUGAGCAGAAAGCAAGGGAGUUGGCCGGGAAGUGUAUUAUAGUUACUACUGCCGCCUCCGGUGAUACUCCUGAGGAGCUGGAGGAUUAA